This is a messenger RNA of Pimephales promelas (fathead minnow), 2351 nucleotides long. RefSeq names its product ATPase H+ transporting accessory protein 1 like a (gene atp6ap1la). Gene Ontology annotation, cellular component: proton-transporting V-type ATPase complex. Lineage: Eukaryota; Metazoa; Chordata; Actinopteri; Cypriniformes; Leuciscidae. Gene Ontology annotation, molecular function: ATPase activator activity. The record is from RefSeq and is a predicted model, not a curated record.
GUCGCUGGAUUGACCCGCCCACUGGACGCUGAUUGGCCGCCGCGCCUGUCAAUCAUCAGCUGAGGUUGCGCCUGUUAUCCAGCAGAUUAUGAAGCAGCAGUGAGUGUUCAGCAUCAUCUCUGGCACUCAUCUGGAUGGAUACAUGGCAUCAACGUGGCGUCCGAUGUCUCUUGCGUUAUUUUACUUUGUUUUCCUGCAGAUAUCUUCGUCUUAUGAGCAUCUGUCUGCCUUUGUGGAAGGAAGCUCAGAUGAUGCACCAGCCCAAGACAUCGGCAUUCAAGAGAACGCCGAUGGCUCGGUGUUCGUGUCUGAAGCGCGCCUCAGACGGACGCUGCAGCCGUACGGAUGGCAGCUUCACGCUCCUCCUCGCAGAAAGUUGCUUCAGUCUCCAGGAUUGUUGCCGUAUUCUCCUCUGAGUGUGACUUACAACGGCAAGACCUGUAUCCUCUUCAGGGCCCGCAAACUGGCCAUCCGGUACAGGAAUCACAGUUUAGUGGACCUCACCGAGAGAACCUUUAGCCCAGACGCGCCGGUGGACACCAAAGGCUCCUUCUGCAGUAAAGACAAAGCCAUACUCAAUCUACGGUUUGGCGACGUGGAAGAUCUCAGAGGCCUCUCCAUCAGGCUACAGAUGUCAAACACGUUCUACGAGUCUGCGGGACAGAACUGGUUCACUCUGGAUAACGUUCACAUCCAUUACAACUGGACGAACGAGGCCACGUUCAACGCCACAGAUGUGUACGCGCCGUCCACUAACUCCUACCACUGCCAGCACGUCAGCAGCCUCCAGAAGUACGACACGCUGCUGGUUCCCAGUGCCAACACCGACCACGCCGCAAACUGGCACAUCACCUUCACAGACUUCCAGAUCCAGGCGUUUAAUGUUCUGUCCAGUAAGUUUGCGUCGGCCAGCGACUGCGAGACGUUCUUCACUCCCGCGAUCCUGAUGGGUCUGAUCACGUCUCUGAUCCUCCUGCUGGUGCUCGCGUACGCGCUGCACAUGGUGGUUCACCUCAAGCACAUCGACCGCUACGAAGAGCACAAGACCACCGUCUACUUCCCUCGCAGCACAGAAGCGGAGAGCACAGACAAGAACAACCUCUAGGGCCCCGGAGAGAGAGAGACACACACUUCUGUGACUCUGAGCCAGAGAGAGAGAGAGAGAGAAAAUCAGCGGACGGGACUCUAGAUCCCAUCCGAACGGGAGCCAGGGAUCUUCGGGACUGACUGCACCACGGCAGUGACAUCAUUGUGGUGGGACAGUGGAAGUCCGAAUCAGUUCCUUCAGGAGCUUCACAGGUUUAGCACACAGAGGACUGGGAGACAUCGACCAGUUCUCCAGCAAUUAAACAUCCAGCGUCAGGUUUCACGAGCGCUCAUUUCUGAGAGAGAUCUUCAGAUGUUUGAAUGCAAUUCGAAAUAGCACAAUAAUCAAUAUAUCUUACAUUUGCAUCGUCUGUCUUAGCUUCUGUUUGACUGCUGAGGACCAGUUUAACUUCAAUACUGAUGCGCCUUUAAAGUCAACAUUGAAACCAGUUUACCUUUGUAAUAGGAGACAUGUGCACAAAUGCAUGCAGUUGAUGGCGCAGAUCAACAGAAGGAAAUCAAGGAACAUGAGUUAAAAAAAUUAUUUCAUGUUGACUUUGAAGUUUUAAACAAACCGUUAUGAUAGUGUAUUAUAGUUUUAAUUUGACUAUCAAUGAAAACAGGAAUGCAUUUCCCCGCCUUGAUUAGAGAAAAAAAACACUCGAAUAAUUAAUAAAAAAUACUGCGAAUACAGUGUUUAACCAGCAAAUAUUUUGACACUUUUUCCUUGAGGAGUUGCAAAAAUCAAAAAUUAAUUACUGAUGUUAUUUUGAGAAGAUGUAUUUUUUACAAUUCUUGUGUUAUUAUGGUAUUUUUUGUGUAGAUUGUAUGUUAUAUCUGGUUUUUGUAAUUUCUUAUUUAAAUUUUUCCCGUCUUUUGUGUAUGAUUUAAUGCUGAGCCUUUGGAGAGUGGCUUCUUAUAACUAUUGAAGCAAAACAAUGGAAGCAACAUGACGUCUGUUGUGUAGUGAACAUGCUGCAUGCCAGUGGCUAGAGACAUUUCACAACCAGAAUAAUCAGAUGGUUUGCAUUGUACCAUGUACUGUAUAUUGCUAACAAUCAUAAUGUGCUAAAUAAGGGAAAAUAUGUUUUUUUUUUCAUGUACACAUGUAUUUGGGAACAUAAUAAUAGCUUAACUUUGUUCAGCAGACAUUUAUGCAGAUAAAUUGGAGAUGUGAAAUGGGCUAUGAUGUAUUAAUAUUUGAUUAUUAUUGUCCUCUCAAUCGAGUUCAAUAAAACCAGCAGCACAGUUGCGUUUCAAAAUGA